Amorphotheca resinae ATCC 22711 is the source of this 421-nucleotide messenger RNA. RefSeq lists its product as hypothetical. The record is from RefSeq and is a predicted model, not a curated record. Gene Ontology annotation, molecular function: structural constituent of ribosome; small ribosomal subunit rRNA binding. Gene Ontology annotation, biological process: translation. Lineage: Eukaryota; Fungi; Ascomycota; Leotiomycetes; Helotiales; Amorphothecaceae. The transcript has 3 exons. The coding region runs from base 21 to 377 and encodes 118 amino acids. Gene Ontology annotation, cellular component: mitochondrial small ribosomal subunit; ribosome.
CCUCGAAUGUAGCAUCAGACAUGUUGUACGAGCUCAUCGCAAUUGUCCGGCCCGGCAACCUCUUGGAGGUCAAAGAAAUUGCCCGCACUGCCGGCUCCCUCAUCCUCAGAUCCGGAGGAACUAUCCGCGGCAUCAGUAACUGGGGAGUCUUCAGUCUCCCGAAGCGGACGAGAAAGCAUCAAGCGCAAUACACCGAUGGCCAUUACUUCGUUAUGAGAUACGAUGCGUCGAGCGCGAUACAGGAUGAUGUGAGGAAGACACUGGGGUUGGAUCCUCGAAUGAUUAAGUUCAGCAGCGUGAAGUUGGGGGAUGGGAAGUUGGAGACCCUGAGCAAGAUCCCAGGGAAGAUCCCUUGGGCAGAGAAGGAGAAGUUUUGAAGCACAGUUAGUUGUCUGGGGGGUUUGUAUUAUAUUGUAUUGCG